Molecule: messenger RNA, 1161 nt
Organism: Drosophila takahashii
Lineage: Eukaryota; Metazoa; Arthropoda; Insecta; Diptera; Drosophilidae
Gene: NANS
Product: N-acetylneuraminic acid synthase
Biological process (GO): carbohydrate biosynthetic process
Molecular function (GO): N-acylneuraminate-9-phosphate synthase activity
Source: RefSeq, a predicted model, not a curated record
AAAUUAUAAAAAAUGCUUUUGACCGAUAUUUUAAGCCGAAAAGUGGCUAAUGCCGUCUAUAUUAUUGCGGAAAUUGGUCAAAACCACCAAGGCUGCCUGGAAACAGCGAAGAAGAUGAUUUACGAGGCCAAGAAAGCCGGCUGCCAUUGUGUAAAGUUUCAAAAAUCCGAAUUGGCUGCAAAGUUUACGCGAUCCGCUCUAGAUCGCGAAUAUAAAAGCGAACACGCCUGGGGAAAAACCUACGGGGAGCACAAGGAGUACCUGGAGUUCUCCAAGGAUCAGUACCUCGAACUGCAGGCCUACAGUAGGCAAAUUAAUGUGGACUUUACAGCUUCCGCUAUGGAUGAGAUUUCGUUGCAAUUUCUGGUCGAUCUAAAUGUUCCUUUCAUUAAAAUUGGCUCCGGAGAUGCCAACAACUUUCCGCUGCUUAAAAAGGCAGCCAGCUUGGAAUUGCCAUUGGUGAUCUCCACCGGAAUGCAGACCAUGGAAACUGUGGAGAGGAUUGUGCAAACUAUGGCCGAGUCUGGAAAACAGAACUACGGUCUGAUGCACUGUGUUUCAUCAUACCCAACUGCCCCCAAAGAUUGCAACUUGCAGUUGAUUUCCAUGUUUAAAAAGCGCUUUCCCAGUGUGGCAAUUGGUUAUUCGGGUCAUGAGCUCGGAGUGGUCAUAAGUCAGGCCGCAGUUUUACUCGGAGCACGCAUAGUGGAGCGCCAUUUCACGCUGGACAAGAGUCAGAAGGGCUCCGACCAUCGAUGCUCCCUGGAACCGCAAGAGUUGAAGGCUCUAAUUACAGGAAUUAAUCAUUUUGAACUCUCGGCAGUUGCCUUAACUCCCAAUGAAAUAUUGCAAAAACUAAAUGGCGGUCAGGAACUGGAGGACGCUCUUCAACAUGUUGAGUACAAAACCAUUUUGCCUUGCGAGUUGCCCUGCCGAAACAAACUGGGCAAAUCAAUUGUGGCAGCCAGGAGUCUAGAAAAAGGCCACAAACUGCAGAUAAGAGACAUGGCCAUUAAAGUUAGUGAACCCAGCGGCCUCACAGCGGAGGAAUACUUGGAUUUAAUGGGCCAGGAAAUAGCACAGAAUAUUGGUGAAGAUGAACCCAUAGUAGGGAGUAGUAUAAUCAAGUUAUAAGUUCAGAAAAUACGAAAUGUGGAAUAU